AUGGCCGGGAAAACCUUCACCGCGAAGAAGGUAACUUUUAAUCAAAAGUUAUUCGCCGUGCUAGACGUUCCCGGCCUACAGUAUGUGUUUGAUCAGCGGAAACAUCCACUUGAAAGGCUGUUUUGGGUGCUCGUUAUCCUGGCGGCGAUCCGCGGCAUGCUGUUUCUGGGCCAGUAUCAGUACGCCCGGUACAGUGCCAACCCGACCGCCAUGCAGAUGGACAAAAACUACCGCGACUGGAUCGGCAUUAUGCCGGGCUUAACGUUCUGCUUUCACGACCGGAUCGACUGGAAGCGGGCGCACGAGUAUCUGGAGCGCAUUCAUCUUACCGCGCAGGAAGCCACACGGGAGAGCUUAACGCCGAACGAGACCGCCGGGACCAACCGUUACCUUGCCGAGUUUGUCCAAACGCUUGUCGAUGCGACCGCUACCGAGCUGGGCAAUCUGUCGCGCUUUCUCAACGAUAGCAGGCUGGCCAGCGACGUCAAUGUGCUCGAGCUAAUCAGCACGGUACACCCGAAUCACGAUAUCGCGAUCAACAGCUUCCAGCCGGGACACGGAGGAUUGCUGCAGGUGCAUCAGAUUGUCACCGAACGAGGUAUCUGCUACGCACUGAAUGCACCGCUUGCCUUUCUGCAGCAUGCCAACCGGACGGGGCAACGGCUGGCUUCCGAGAAGGACGUGCCUGGUCGGGCUCCUAUAUCAUGCGAAUUUAGCAAACAUCACUGCUACAUGAAGCUGGACAUGUAUCGGUCAACGGUAUCGUACGCCAUACACUCACCGUACGAGGUGGCCACCAGUGAUCAGCUGUUCACGCACGUAGAGGAGUCUGAUGAGCUGGUUGCCGUGUACAAUGUGCUAGAGACGGUCGCGAACGAACGUCUCAAGGAUCUGACAGUGCGCCAGCGUAAUUGUUUCUUUUACGAUGAAGUCUACGAGGGAUUACCGUUCUACAGCCACAACCUGUGCCUCAUGAGCUGUCGGGCCAAGCGUGCACUGGCAGUGUGUCGGUGUCGGCCCCACUUUUAUCCGUUCGCCGAGGGACCAGCGUGCACUGUACUGGGAUUGCAUUGCCUGCAGCAGCAUCCCGACUGGUACACGGCAGACGUGAAUUGCAAAUGCUUGCAAUCGUGCACGGACGUGGGCUUUUACGUAGCAUCACUUAGCAAAACGCAGUGGACGGCCGAAGGGGGCAUUCCGUUUACGCACAAAGCGUCCUUACGAUGGGAAAUUCUACAGCCCAAGACGAGACUCCGGAGAGUGCUUAUAUUCAGCUACGAAGAUUUGCUCGUUUCGUUUGGUGGUGCGGUGGCACUGUUUUUGGGAAAGAAUGGUUUUUACGUCUCGAAAGUUGUAGAAUUUUUAGUUAUUGAAAUCAGCGUUUGGUUUCAGCGCAAGUUUUGUAAGCGUAAAACUUUAAAGAAAAUCCGUCAAGUUCCUCAAUUAGUUCCAUCAAAGUAA
This is a messenger RNA of Anopheles maculipalpis, 1461 nucleotides long. RefSeq lists its product as uncharacterized. The transcript is spliced from 11 exons. Gene Ontology annotation, cellular component: membrane. The coding region runs from base 1 to 1461 and encodes 486 amino acids. Lineage: Eukaryota; Metazoa; Arthropoda; Insecta; Diptera; Culicidae. The record is from RefSeq and is a predicted model, not a curated record. Gene Ontology annotation, biological process: sodium ion transmembrane transport. Gene Ontology annotation, molecular function: ligand-gated sodium channel activity.